AUGUCGUUGGAUGCGAGCAGUCGACGUCUGAUGAAGGAGCUGCAACAACUCUCAACGGAACCGCCGACGGGUAUUGUGGUGAAUAAGGACGCGGCUAGCGCUGACCUCAAACAAUGGCGUGUGGACGUGAUAGGUGCUACGGGUACUUUGUACGAAGGCGAAGAAAUUCUCCCUUCAAUUCCGAUUUACACAGCAGUAUCCGUUUAA
This is a messenger RNA of Cooperia oncophora, 207 nucleotides long. NCBI's taxonomy places the organism in Eukaryota, Metazoa, Nematoda, Chromadorea, Rhabditida, Trichostrongylidae. The record is from the annotation of a GenBank genome assembly.